This is a messenger RNA of Psylliodes chrysocephalus, 900 nucleotides long. The record is from the annotation of a GenBank genome assembly. Lineage: Eukaryota; Metazoa; Arthropoda; Insecta; Coleoptera; Chrysomelidae.
GUGGUUGUUACCCAUCAAAUCUCUAGUUGUACCUAUCCUACAACGCGCUCAUAAUGUAUAAUAAGUUUGUGAUUUUUUUCUAGUGUUUUGGCUGCCCUGGUUGUGGCGGUUAGUGCAUAUAAUUUCGAUGAUCCUGAUUACAAUCAAAUACUAGCAGAUCAGCUCGAAGACCUGUAUACUUCCUCAGUAUCCAAUGUAAGAACACGUAGAGAUGCUUCUGACGCUGAUGAUAAAUGCCGUAAAAGGAAACACCAAAUGUGUUGCGGAGAAGAAGUUAUGGAGAAACUGCGAACCGAAAAUAAAGAUGUGAAAGAAGCGUGUUUUAAAGAAAUUACCGGCAAAGAUAAACCCGAAAAAUCUCAGCAUCAUAGAAGACCGUUCGAUCCAUUCGAUUGCGAAAAAAUGGAACAGAAAAGAAAUGAAAUGAUGUGUGUUCAUCAAUGUUUUGGCCAAAAACUUAAAUAUAUUGACGAAGAUGGUAACGUCAUACCUGAAGAAUAUACAAAAUUCCUUAAAGAAAAACUAUCCUCAGCUAAGUACCUAGAACCAGUUCAAGAUGAAAUUAUUACAGGCUGUUUGGAAGACAUACAAAACGUAAUGGAUAACAACAAAUCAACAGGAAAAUGUAAACCGUCAGGCAUAUCUUCUGAAUUCUGCCUCUUCAAACAAAUUAUACUUAAUUGUCCUGAUGAUCAAAUGAAGGAUAAGGAUGUUUGUAAAAAAAUGCAGGAAAGACUCAAACAAGGAAAGGAUUUUUUCCCACCCCCACCAAAUCAUUAGAAAAUCUUACUUUUAUAACGAAUUUUGUGUAUUCAUUUGACUCUUAAGCAUCUAAUAUUAUUGAAUUUUAUUUAAAGACUACAGAAAUACAUACAUUUCAAUAAACUUUCAUGUUAGAUA